AUGGCCCUCGUUCCUGUUGACACGUCCGCGCUCGCCGGCCCCCACCCACCUACUUUUCCACCUCCUGAAACCUUCGACUUCAUCCCCCAAACCUACGACCUCCUUGUCCGUCUACUGCCUCAGAAUUCGUCAACAUCUCCACAUACACAGACAAACCUUCCUCCGAUUGAGCCGAAGGAUGUUGAUGCAGAAGGUUCGCGGAUAAGAAUCAAGAUUCAAAAGGCCAGGGCGACACUUAAUGAUUUACCUGACAUCAAAAGGUCAAUUCAAGAGCAGGAGGAAGAAAUGAAAGCUCUGGAAGAGAAGAUUAGGAAACAGAGGGAGGUUCUGGGUAGAAUUCGGGAGUUAAAGGCGGUUAAAGACGCGAAGGGGCAGUAG
Molecule: messenger RNA, 378 nt
Organism: Orbilia oligospora ATCC 24927
Lineage: Eukaryota; Fungi; Ascomycota; Orbiliomycetes; Orbiliales; Orbiliaceae
Exons: 1
Coding region: 1-378 (125 amino acids)
Biological process (GO): regulation of transcription by RNA polymerase II
Cellular component (GO): mediator complex
Molecular function (GO): transcription coregulator activity
Source: RefSeq, a predicted model, not a curated record